Nematocida homosporus is the source of this 1428-nucleotide messenger RNA. RefSeq lists its product as uncharacterized. The transcript has a single exon. The coding region runs from base 1 to 1428 and encodes 475 amino acids. The record is from RefSeq and is a predicted model, not a curated record. Lineage: Eukaryota; Fungi; Microsporidia.
AUGACUUCCAUGAGAUACAUGAAGGAUUCGCCUAGAACUAUAUCAGAACUAGAGCCGGCUCAGACUCGUAUACCAACUCAAGACCAACUCAAUACUAGCCUGAAUGAUGAGUUGUCUCUCGUUGAGUAUAUUCGGAUGAGAGGUCUCUAUCCUCCCCUGGGGCACAACAGUUAUCUAUCUACAAUACUUAUGUGGAAGGUUAUUAUUGGGCUAUUGGUAGUGUUGAAUGUUGUUUGUGGGUCGGCUGAAGAUAGUAAGGGUGAGUUGGCUUGUAGAAGUAGGGUUGGUAAUGGGGAUGACUUUGCGAGUUGGAAAUCACCAAAGAAUAUGGUUAAUAGAUUGGAACAACUUGGGUUUGCGUUCAAUGAGAGUAUACUGAAGGUGCUGGUUAAGCCCUAUACUCCAGUGCAGCCAGCAGCUUCUGACUCCGAUACUAACCCAUGUCUAAGUUCAAGUGGGUUAAAAGAAAUGGCUGGUCUUUCUAUAGUAGAUACUCGGGUCAGAUGGAUGAAGUUUACUCUGCCCGAGUAUUCAAGUGCCAAAGAGGCUAGCUCAGCCCUUGUAUUUCUAAAUACGAUCGCUGCUAUCAAAGUCCCAGUGGCAUCGAUUGAGUAUACGGAUGUUGAGCCAGAAUGGCGCCAGACGUGCAUCUUAAUUGUAACUCGAAUCAUUAACAUGAUUGAGUGUGAGAAGCUAAAGCUUAAUUUGAAGUGUAACUUAAAGUGCAAUAGUACAAACCAGUCCAUUUAUAAUGCUAGUUUGUGUGAAGCGGAGGGAGUCAUCGGUCUUACUCCUAAAUCACCAUGUGCGCUCGUAGCUUGGGGCAACACUAUCCUUUCAAACUGGGGUGCGAAUGCUAUCGCCAUAAAGCAACGGUUUUCAUCUAUCCACUUCCACCCAGUAGAUAAACUUGCCCAUCACCUUGAUAAUCUAUGUUUAACGAAAGACUUCAAGGCAACUGUAUCCCUUAGCUCUAAGAAAACUGAGGUUAAUCUUGAAUAUCUCUCCCGAAUUCCUACCAAUUGUUCUGAAAUCACAAUUAAGGCCACCUAUAAGCAGUGCCCAUUAAUAGUAGGCCUAGAGGAUUGCACUGCACGAUACAAAGACAUAAAAUUGCUGAUUAGUUGGAGAAAUCUUCUAUCUUUGGGCGCCAUUUCUAAAGAUAACUUCCAUGUCCACACUAUCAUGAUCCAAGAAAACACUUUCGAUCCUCUAAAAGUCUAUGAGCCGUGGAGACUAUUAAAGGACACUAAGUAUCGUAUCUUUGCUGACAAAAUUGUUAUUCCGGAACGUCCUAGUGUUCCUUCUAAAUUUGGUGAUCCCACCAUCUAUAAUCAAAUAAGAGAUGAGCUUGCUCUUUAUAGUAUAUCGGUUAAAAUAAUCGAGAUCCACUAUCAAAAUGGCCGGGUGGAGCUUAAGAAACUCUAA